Hypomesus transpacificus is the source of this 2846-nucleotide messenger RNA. It is a transcript of the gene gdf6a, whose product is annotated as growth differentiation factor 6a. Gene Ontology annotation, molecular function: growth factor activity; cytokine activity. Gene Ontology annotation, cellular component: extracellular region. Gene Ontology annotation, biological process: BMP signaling pathway; SMAD protein signal transduction. The record is from RefSeq and is a predicted model, not a curated record. Bases 89 to 1330 code for a protein of 413 amino acids. The transcript is spliced from 2 exons. NCBI's taxonomy places the organism in Eukaryota, Metazoa, Chordata, Actinopteri, Osmeriformes, Osmeridae.
CUGACGCGCCGUGCAUCCUUGGCUGUUGCAGUUGAAAUCGGCUUCGUAGUGGAAGAAGGCUUCGAGACAACUCCGGGACGUUACCACCAUGGAGGCAUUUCGAACCCUAACGUUAUAUUUUCUGUUCAUCUUAAUUAUUUGGAAUGUACCAUGUUCCCAGUCUGCUGCUAUCAUAUCUCCAUCUGUGCCGUGGAGACACAAGGGAACCCGGAUCCAUCAUGACGGACAAAGGUCAACCAAGUUUCUCAAAGAGAUAUUCACAUCCUCUCCCGUUUUGAGCCACCCGCGAGAGGACUUUAAAGACGCUAUUGUGCCCCACGAUUACAUGCUUUCUAUAUACCGGACUUACUCUGCGGCGGAGAGACUCGGACUUAACGCCAGUUUUUUCCGCUCCUCCAAGUCUGCAAACACCAUAACAAGUUUUGUGGACAGAGGAAAAGACGAUCUCUUGCACUCUCCUUUGCGAAGACAAAAGUAUCUGUUUGAUGUCUCAACCCUCUCAGACACAGAGGAGCUGGUCGGGGCGGAGUUAAGGAUAUUUAGGAAAGUGCCCGGGGAUUUCCAAACGUCCCCGACAGGUCUCUAUGACAUCCAAUUAUCCUCCUGUCGAUCAGAGAGUCUGCUGGAUUCCAGAUCCCUUGAUCCCCUGGAUUCCAGAAAAGCAGGAUGGGAGGUUUUGGAUGUGUGGGAAAUGUUUAAGAGCCGACCCCCCUCUGGCCAGGGCAGCCAGCUUUGUCUCCAACUCAAGGUCACGCUGGGCAAAUCAAAAACGGAAAUCGACUUGAAACAGUUAGGAUUCGACAGAGCCAAUCGAAGCCAACAAGAGAAAGCUAUACUGGUGGUGUACACCAGGUCAAAAAAAAGAGAGAAUCUGUUCAACGAAAUGAAGGAGAAGAUCAAGUCGCGCGGUUCGGGGCGAUUAGAGGAGGAGAAGGGCGUGCAGUUGAAAGCGCGCCGCAGACGGAGGACAGCGCUCAACAACAGACACGGAAAGAGACACGGCAAAAAGUCAAAAUCAAGAUGCAGCAAAAAGGCACUGCACGUGAACUUCAAAGAGCUCGGUUGGGACGACUGGAUCAUCGCUCCGUUGGAUUACGAAGCGUACCACUGCGAGGGCGUUUGUGACUUCCCCCUGAGGUCGCAUCUAGAGCCAACCAACCACGCCAUCAUUCAAACUCUCAUGAAUUCCAUGGACCCCAACAGCACACCUCCCAGCUGCUGUGUGCCCACCAAGCUCAGCCCCAUCAGCAUUCUCUACAUAGACUCGGGUAACAAUGUUGUCUACAAACAAUACGAGGAUAUGGUGGUGGAGCAGUGCGGCUGCAGGUAGCGCCUCGCUUUGACCUCAAUUUUGAGAUCUCAACUCAAAUCAAAGAUGGGUCAUGAAGUCCCGAUGGACACAUGAGAGUUUGGCAAAGCUUUUUUUAAAUGCAGGACCGUGUGUUUGUCAUAUAUGGGCCUACAAUGUGGGGCGUAAUCUUUAUUCAAAAGGGAUCCGAAAGGCAAUAUUUGCAAUAUUUAUUUGGCAAUUUCAAACUCAUAACAACCACAUCACGGUUGCUUUAAAUGGCCUAAUCGUGUGCGUAAAUCUGACACGCUUAUUAUUCCACCAUUCAACAAAUAUAUACAUCGACAAUAGCCUGUUGUUUGGAAGUCGUAGAUAGCGGCGACCUUGCGCUACCACGCAUCCUUUGGGCAACAUGCUGGACAAAAAAGAAAAGCACAGCAAGUGGCCUGAAAGAGGUUCAGAGACGCACCUGUUUGGACCGGGGAUGGAGAACACGGGACAGUCUGUUGUGCAUUGUUACUUCUCGGACAAGGACUCAUUUGGGUGUCUCCAUAAUUGCUCUGGCCCAGCUGGAGCUAUUGCGCUCUCUUGAUGCGUUAUCAAUAGGCUCUCGAGGCCGUCCGUCGAGAAGGUGAAUGUGAUCUACCAAACACAGAGAUAUAGUGGGAAGAUGGGAAAGUGCGCGAGAGGGGUGAGAGAUAUAUAGAGAAAGAGAGAAUGCGGUGGGAUUGCGAGAACAUUUCCCUAUAAACGCGAUCUGCAUCUUCCGAGUGCAGCGCGCGCUCACCUUGCACCGACGGAGUUAAACGAAUGCAAGAUGUGCGUGUGAUGUGGACUUAAAGGUGUGUGUGAGAGGGAGACAUGGACCCGGGGCUAGAGACGAUUAUCAUAAAUGUUGACUGUACGGACACGGGCCAAGUCCUGUCUGCUUGUGAACACUGUGUUUUGGAUCCGGUUGCAAACGGCACCGAGGGACUCAAGGAAACAUCAGCCUCAUUAUCAAGGCGAACUCAUGCUCAAAUCUGCAUCUUUACGAAAUGCACUUCACAACUGACUGCGCAAAUGUCGAUAAGUCAGGAAGAAAGUUGUUAUAUUUCUGCGUUAAACUGACAAGAACAAACGAUUUGAUAUUUAAAUGCACAUUAGCUUGGAAUGCACUGCUGUUCGUUAUUUGAUGUGUAAAUAUUUGUAUAGUCAAAAACUAUACAAGUGCAACAAAUGGAGAAAUGAGAAAAAGGCAUUUCUUUGUAAAUAUACAAAUGCACUCAAAUCGUUUUAAUUUCUAUUCUAUAAUUAUUUUAUUAUUUGUGAUGUACAGAGUUUCAUGAUAAUCAUAUAAUUCCUACAUUGAUAAGAGUAAUUUAAGUUGUGUUUAAUAUGUUUGCAAAGGGUGGAAUACCAUUAUUGAUGUCUACCUCAUAUUAGAGUUCUAGGUUCUGAGUUUUGAGGUGCAUUCAAUUAGAGGGUUCAGUUCUUUUACAAUGAUAUAUAAAAUCAUACGUUUAUACAUAUAUUAAUGGAUAAUAUUCCACACCAUUACUGUACUAAUAAAAUGCAA